AUGGAAAAGGAAGACGAAAGGAGGACUGGAACGGAGAACGUCUUGAGGCUUGAAGAGACUGAACUUCGGAAGAUUCUGCAGAUUUUUGAUCGUAGAAGUCCAAUUAACUCCUGGCCGAAGCUUAUGCUGUUACUCUCUGCAGCAGUGAAACCCAGAAAGACACAGAGAGAGGAUCGACAACAUGGUCUGGGGCUUGUUUCCCAGCGACCCACUUCCAGGUGAAGAUAGGUACUAUAUUUUUGGAAAAGGGACGUACAAAGUGGGUCGAAAAGGAUGUGACGUGAUAGUUAAUAAAGAUAAAGGAGUUUCUCGAAUCCAUGCGGAAAUAAAGGUUGAUGCAGUGACUUCCUUGGAGAGUUUGCAAGGUAGAUCUUCUGAUAUAUCCUUCAGAGUAAGGAUAAGAGAUUGUUCGAAGUAUGGAACAUUUAUUAACAAGAACCUAGCAUUGAAAGAGAAAGUUCAUGAGUUGCCAAAUAAAGAAGCAACUUUAAAAGAUGGGGACCUGGUCUCAUUUGGAACUGGUAAUGCAACCUACAGGUUUUGUUUCGUUCCACUUAAAUUUCUGGUUUACUACUCAGAACCUUUAGAAGCUAAUCAACUUCUUGAACAGAAGAUAUCAUUAAUAGGUGCUUCUAUGACUCAUAUUUGGAGCCCAGACUGCACGCAUGUCCUUGUUAAUCAAUUCAUGCCAUUGACAGAGGAUCUAAUUGAUCCUUUCGUGGCCAAGAAGCCUUUCGUCCUGAAUGAGUGGGUUGAGGUUCUUGCAGGAAAAAGUAUCUGCACUGAAAUUCCAAACUGCAGCUCUUAUGCUCCUACCUUGUUGCUGGAAGGUGUAUCAGUCAAAGUUGCUGACCCAAAAUCACGGGAGAACUGUUUGAGAGGAUACACUUUCCUAUUGGAUUCAAUGCACAAGUAUAAAUUUAAGGAUAAGCUAUUUUCAUUAUUGGAAAUAGUCAGUGCCAAGGUUGUUUCUAUUGAACAGUUUUCUUCAGAUAGCCAAGGAUUGGAGGGUGAAGAAGAUUAUAAGGUGGUGAUUGUUGUCCCUUCUGGAUUGGCACAAAAUUUUGUGUCCUCCCACAACCUUAGUUCUCUAUCUAGGGUGAAGGAGAAUGAUUUAAUUUGUUCUGCUUUUUCUGGACAUUUGGAUCCCUCUGUCAUGAUAGCAGCACCUGUUGUUGUCUCGUCUUCAUGCUCCACGGAUGAGACAGUAGUAGCAGAUUCUGAUGUAGAAGCAGAAAAUGCUAUCUCAGUUGACAUGUCUACUGCUGUCAAUAUAAAAGAAUCCACUAAAAAUGAGAGCAAAGAGGAAUUCUUUACAAUUAAUGCUGCUGCUAGAUUACAGAGCGACAUCAUUGCUUUCUCCAGUGGUAGAGAUAAUACUAUUACAGAAAGAAGAGACCAGGCUGAUGCACCUGAAAGUGGAAAUCCAGAUAUCAUAUACAGCCAAAAUUUAAUUGUUAGAGAUACUAAUUUUCCAGCUUCAGCCCAUUCUUUGACAGACAAUGAAGUUCCAAAUUUUAAAUGCUUCAAAAAGUCAAGGAUGCCAUCAGGAAAUAGCUUCAACAAUCUCAUUCCAUUCUCAAAAUACCCAUACAAAGAGUCUGACCAUGGAAGUGAAGUAAUAGUUGGAUUUGCCAAAGAAGAAAAAAAGCGAAAACAAAUGGAGUCUAUGGCAGAGGACCUAUUUAACAGUGAGAAGGUGCGACGACGCAGAGUUGCAGGUUCUUUUCAUGGACUUUUUCCUCCUAGUUGACUAAGGAGUCUCCUCUACAAUGAAGAUGAUGUGGAUGAGAACCUGAAGAGUGUAGUAGCCCAGUAUAAAAGCAGGGGAUGGAUGGAACUUGGAUGAACUGUAAACUUCUUGUACAUUCUGCUUUUAAGUUCCUAUUCUUCUUGGGUUUUAACUGAUUUUUGUGGUUUAUAGAUGAUUGCUUUUGCUGGCAUGGUGGAAUUUUUUUCUUCGUUUUUCUUUUUAAAGUGUUGGUUCGAGAAGGAAAAUGUUAAUACUUAUCGAUUUUGUCAUCAAUUUUUAUAUCAUCGUUUUUACUGUUCA
This is a messenger RNA of Diospyros lotus (date-plum), 2053 nucleotides long. RefSeq names its product nibrin homolog. The transcript is spliced from 14 exons. The record is from RefSeq and is a predicted model, not a curated record. Bases 182 to 1753 code for a protein of 523 amino acids. Gene Ontology annotation, biological process: mitotic G2 DNA damage checkpoint signaling; double-strand break repair via homologous recombination. Lineage: Eukaryota; Viridiplantae; Streptophyta; Magnoliopsida; Ericales; Ebenaceae. Gene Ontology annotation, cellular component: Mre11 complex. Gene Ontology annotation, molecular function: protein binding; damaged DNA binding.